Molecule: messenger RNA, 7602 nt
Organism: Megalobrama amblycephala (Wuchang bream)
Lineage: Eukaryota; Metazoa; Chordata; Actinopteri; Cypriniformes; Xenocyprididae
Gene: map2
Product: microtubule-associated protein 2
Exons: 20
Coding region: 360-5933 (1857 amino acids)
Biological process (GO): microtubule cytoskeleton organization; neuron projection development
Cellular component (GO): neuron projection
Molecular function (GO): microtubule binding
Source: RefSeq, a predicted model, not a curated record
GCAGUAUGAAAGGCGCAUGCUAAACUCACACAUGUGUCUCUGGCCAUUGAUGAGGAACGUGUAUUGUAGCUGCCGAGGUCACGUGACUGAAACGAGGGAACUCUGAGGACACCUUGAGCUCACCUGCCACAUUUCUUUCCCCUUUGUCUCUCUCUCUCUCCAGGUCCAUCUGUGGUUCUCUCUCUUCCUCUGUGCUACACGCUAAAGAACAGGAUCCUACACGCAGAUCUCAUCAGGUGUUUAUUACACUGAGAGACUCUUCAGGGCCCUGAAGCCUCCUCCUAAGUACGCCACCAAUCAUCACUGGAGUACCACCACCUAGACAGGAGUAAGGCGUGAACCCCUCCCCUCUGAUUCAGAUGGCAGACGGUCGGCAGCCCGAGGACAGCGGCCCCCAGUGGUCAUCUCCGGGAGCCCAGGGCUCAUCCUCCCCAGGUGGGCAUGGAGAGAACGGCUUCUCUUCCUCCUACAGGGCUUGCCAGCCUGGUGGUGGCCACACUGGUUCUGCUGCCUCCUACGCCAAAGAGAACGGCUUCAACGGAGAUCUCGCCUCUGGACAUGCUGUGACUGCUGAACAAGUGUCGGCGCGGAUCGUGCAGGAGGUUACGGCCGAAGCGGUAGCGGUACUGAAGGGAGAGCAGGAGCUGCAUCCGGAUACUGCCGUCAGGCUGCCAUCAGUGGAGGACUCUGCAAACCUGCCGCCUUCGCCUCCUCCGUCCCCAGCAGCAGAACAUUUUGGGCCUUUGGAUCAAGAUGUAGGGGAUGAGGAGGAAGCAGGUCCUCUCCGCCGCUUCCAAAAUUCUCGCGAGAGGUGCAAGUUCCUCGCCCCCUCCAUCUCAGUGUCUGUGCCUGAGGAUGACCCCUACCACUCUGACGAGGAAUACUAUGAGCACCCUUUAUUCAGCCCAGAGUGGACGCGCUCUGGCUCUCGCCCCCCAGGGCAGGCCGCCGCGUUUAGACAGAUCGAAGAAGAGGAGACCAUAGAGAGUCUCUCAGCUGCGGAGGAGGAAGAGGAGGAGACUUCAGAAGCCGCAGCAACAGCAGCAGCUCUAGAGGAAGAGGAGGAUGAGGAGCAGUGGAGUGGGGAGGAGCCUGAGCAGGAAUCCCCAUCUGAGCUCCUAGAGCGGGCAGAGGUCAUAGGCGAGGCCCAGGCUCUGCUCGGCCUGCAGGCUGAGGCUGAGGUUCACACACAGGCAGCUACUGCUGCUGACGAGGCCCCUAAUGGGAGAUCUGAGGAGGCAGGGGGGCAAGAAAGCCCUGCAGAAGCUGUGAAGAUGGAAGCAGAGCGGCCAGACAGCGAGAGGGCAGAUCCCAUUGGCAUGGACUUCACUGAUUCUGCAAUGCAUCUAGAUGAUGAACUCCCAUCUUACCAGAGCCUUGCCAGAGAUGCAGAUAUGCCAGAAAGCCCCUUUGCUCGAACAUGUCCCAUGGAAGAUUUUGAAAUGCCUCCAAGUUACCAGGGUCAUGCCAAAGAACCAACUGAAAAGCCUGUUGUACAAAGUGGUGCUGUGAAACAGCCUUCAACCGAAACAUGUGAUUCCAGCAAUAUCCAUGAGGUCAAACCAGGGCAGAUUCAAGACAAACACAUGGAAAAAACGGCAACAGAGGGGGACUUAAAGGACAAAUCUGGCAUGUCUGCUUAUUUUGAGACCACUACAAUUAAGACGGAUGCUGGUGGGUCUCAAGGAGAAGGGUAUUAUGAGCUGAGUACUACAUCAGAAGAACAAAAGGACUCUAUUAGUGACCUGCCACUUCCUGAAAUCAGCUACAGCACUUUGGCUCAAACACACUCUUUGGAAGUCCAGCCAGAUCUUCCAAAAAGGAGCGCAGACACACUACACACCACUUCACCAGCAGACAGAAGAGAUGACUGCAGACUGUCUCCUGGAAAACUGGCUCUAGAGCAACGAAGUUACUCUUUGAAUAUCACCAUUGGGGCAGUGGAUCAUAGCGAUGCCCAAGGGCGUCCAAGAAACUUCUCUCCAUUGGCCACUGACAUCAUGUCUCAUACUAGUGGGAGCCUUGAUGAAUCUGCCGAUUACCUUCCUGUCACAACUCCCUCAGUGGAGAAUAUCCCUCAGUUUCCGCCACUGAUCUUGGAGACAACUGCCUCUAUCACAACUCCAUCAUCUUCACCUCCCCAAGCAACAAUCACUGAUGUAAAGACAAUUCCACAGACAGAGUCUCCAGAAUCACCUGUCCAAGCUAAGUGCUGUUACAAAAACGGCACCAUUAUGGCCCCAGACCUGCCUGAAAUGCUGGACCUGGCAGGUGCUCGAUCAAGGUUGACGUCUGACAACACAGAACAAGAGAUUAUGAGGAGGAAGUCUGUCCCAAUGGACAUGACUUCAAUGGUGAGUGAUUCUUUCGCACAUUUGUUCAAAGGUGACCAGGGCCAGAUGACUACAAAGAGAGAAAUGCAGCUGGAGGAGCAAGGAUAUUGUGUCUUUAGUGAAUACUCUGGUCCCAUGCCAUCCCCUGCAGAUGUACACAGUCCAAUGGAGUGUUCUCCUCAAAUCUUCAACACUGUGAUAUCAGAGGAGAAGGAAACUGGUCCUGCUGCAUUUGAAAAACAGGAGUGUCUAUCGACUGAAGAUCUGAAAGCAACAGAGGUUGUUACACCACAGGCAGAACCAGCAAAAGAAAAGUCAAGGAAUGAAGAAUCCUUUGAAAAUGAAAGUGCACCUUCUGAAAAACCUUCUACAGAGCGUAAGCAAGAUGAGUCUGAUCUUUUGAAGACUGAACCUUUGGAAGAAAUCAAGAGUCCAACUUUACCUGAUAAUGAGAAAGGACAGUUAGACAAACAAGCUGAAACAUUUAUCACACCGAAGGUGACGGUUACUCUUGAGGAAGCAAAGCCUGAUCUUGAUGCUGAUACUAAACUUGCAGCUGAAACUGAAGCUGAAAUAGCUGACUAUGAGAGACAAAUUCGCAAAUUGGAGAUGGAGGACCGGCCUCUGAGCGUAGAGGAGGAACGGGAGCUUCAGGAACUCAGGGAGAAGGUAAAGAAUAAACCAGACCUUGUGCACCAGGAAGCUUAUGAGGAGGUGGAUGCUGAGGAUGUGUACCAGCUCACUGGAGCUGCAAAGGACAGAAUUGCUCGGCCCACCAGACCAUCUCCAGCAUCUUCGGUAGAAAGUGCCACUGAUGAGGAGAAAAUGCAUGUUGGCGAGGCUGAAAAACCUAGAUCACCAGGUAAGAAAGAGGCUCUCAAAACAGAUCCUAAUAGAUUAUCUCCAGUUGGGUCUUUUGAGAAAUAUUUUAGAGAGGAAAGACCUUCUGAGCAGGAGGUAAAGCAGAAAGACUCAGUGGAGCCCCUCAAAGAGAAAGUUGCAGAAGAGAAACCUCAGCCAUCUCCUUCAAAGACAGAUGAGGGUUCUGUUGAUGCUGUAAAAACACAAGAAGUAGAAGAAGAGGUAGAGCUUGCUAAGGAGCCUGAAGAGGUUAUGCCAGAACCAAAGCCAACUCUAAACGUGUAUGAAAAGCCAGUGGUAGAUAAAACUGAGCCAGUUGAGGUUUUGGUCGAAAAAGAGGAGGUUAAAGUGGUUGAAAAAGAAGUGGAAGAUGACCAAGUCUUGGAAGGGGCCAAAGCUGCAGAAGACACUGUUGAGCCUCGAGCUGACGAAGUCUUGGAAGGGGCCAAAGCUGCAGAAGACACUGUUGAGCUUAGAGCUGACCAAGUCUUGGAAGGGGCCAAAGCUGCAGAAGACACUGUUGAGCUUAGAGCUGACCAAGUCUUGGAAGGGGCCAAAGCUGCAGAAGACACUGUUGAGCCUCAGGCUGACGAAUUCUUGGAAGGGGCCAAAGCUGCAGAAGACACUGUUGAGCCUCAGGCUGACGAAUUCUUGGAAGGGGCCAAAGCUGCAGAAGACACUGUUGAGCUUAGAGCUGACCAAGUCUUGGAAGGGGCCAAAGCUGCAGAAGACACUAUUGAGCCUCGAGCUGCAAUUGAGUCAGUAGUGACAGUGGAAGAUGAUUUUAUCACGGUGGUACAGACCAUCGAUGAGAGCGAAGUCUCUGGUCACAGUGUACGUUUCUCAGCUCCGUCUGAAGAGGAACAUCCACAGCUCCUCCAAGAGGAGGAAGAGGAGGAGGAGUCUGUGGAAAUGGCACAGGAAGUAGAAAUGGAGGUUCCCAGUUUGGAGGAAGUUGUAGAUGUUCCAGAGCCUGUUGAGCCUUCUGUAUGUCCAGCUAAAGAAAUAGAAGUGCCAGAAAGUGAGGCCCCAACUCAAAGCUAUGACGACUACAAAGAUGAAACUACCAUUGAUGACUCCAUCUUAGACAGCUCCUGGGUGGACACUCAAGAUGAUGAUAAGAGCAUGGCUACAGAGAAAAUUGAGCCUCUACCCAGAGUGAGGAGCCCUGUCAAGAAACCGCCCGCAGAGAAACCAGUCAAACAGAGGGCUAAAGGUGGCAGGACAAAAGGACGAAUCACCACCCCUGAACGUAAACCUGUCCGCAAGGAGCCGGUACCCAUCCAGAAGGAUGAGAUGAAGAAGAAAAAAGCUGUGAUUAAGAAGGCUGAGCUCACAAAAAAAUCUGAUAUUCAGACGUGCUCUCCUUCCCGGAAGAGUGUUUUAAAGACUACCGUAAGGCACCCUAGACCUACCCAACAUCACGCGUGUGUUAAACGGAAACCCACAGUGUCUGCAGAUGGUCGACUGCCCUUCAGUGUGGCCAGGCACUCCAGAGAUCGGGUGUCUACCUCCAAUCCCACAACACUAACAAAGAUCCCUACCUCUAAAAUUCGGGCAGAGGCUUUGUUGCCGGCCCGGCCGAACUCCGCCAGCUCCUCCAAUAAAAGGAGCCCGUUGGUUGAGGCAGAUCUUUAUGAGCCCCGUCCUUCUUCAGCGGGCCCACAAGUAUCACUAAAUAUAUAUGUUGUAAAGGACGGUGGUUCUCGGAGCCCAGAGAAGAGGUCGUCCCUGCCACGGCCAGCAUCCAUACUAACCCGUCGCUCACACAUGGCUGAGCACGAGGAGAGUUCCACUUCCAUUACCAGUUCUGGGUCCACAGCACCACGCAGGCCCACAUCAUUCCGUACUGAAGUCAAAGCAGAGCACAGGACAGGCAGGUCUCAUAGUAUGACAGGCAUAGAGUCUGGUCGGUCCCGCUCGGCCCGCAGUGGCACCUCCACACCCCGCACCCCCGGGUCCACGGCCAUCACCCCUGGAACCCCUCCCAGCUACUCCUGCCGUACUCCGGGAACCCCCCGCACUCCAGGCACCCCUAAAUCCCUCAGCCUGCUGUCACAGGAGAAGAAAGUGGCCAUCAUCCGCACACCUCCAAAAUCCCCAGCGACUACACCCAAACAGCUGCGCGUCAUUAACCAGCCGCUACCUGACCUCAAGAACGUCAGAUCCAAGAUCGGUUCCACUGACAACAUCAAGUACCAGCCCAAGGGGGGCCAGAUUCAAAUUUUAAACAAGAAGCUGGACUUCAGUCACGUACAGUCAAAGUGCGGAUCCAAGGAUAAUCUGAAGCAUUCGCCCCGUGGAGGCAAUCAGCAGCGGUCAGUCAUUGUUCACAUUCAGUCUAAGAAGAUUGAUCUUAGUCAUGUGACCUCCAAGUGUGGAUCAUUGGACAACAUCCGCCACAGGCCAGGAGGUGGUCAUGUGCGCAUUGAGAGUGUGAAGCUGGACUUCAGAGAAAAAGCCCAUGCAAAGGUAGGCUCACUGGACAAUGCCCACCAUACGCCUGGAGGAGGCCAUGUACAGAUUGAAAGCCAUAAGCUGUUGUUCCGCGACACAGCCAAAGCACGCGUGGAUCACGGGGCAGAGAUUGUGAUCGAGGCGCUCGGGCUGUCAGGCGGUACCUCCCCUCACCGGCACAGCCACAUGUCCUCGUCCGGAAGCAUCAACAUGCUGGAGUCGCCGCAGCUGGCCACGCUGGCCGACGAUGUGACCGCCGCCCUGGCCAAACAAGGCUUGUGAAUCCGAAAUAUCUCCGUUCAACUUCCCUCCACUCAAUCUACAAUAGUCCCCUUCAGUGGUGUCACGGUUUGACCCUUCCUCCCUCUGGUAUUUAUGGAAGACAUCAGAUUUCACUUCCCAUCUGGAAGAAAAAAAAAAAAGCAUUUUAUCUGUUUUUUUGUUUUGUUUGUUUGUUUGUUUGUUUGUUUUUGGUCAGUUUUAAUGAAUAACAACUUGUUAGAGCUAGAGAGGUAUCAGUGCUUUUUAUUACCCAUGUUACAUGUGACUUUUUAUGAUUGUGUACAGAUAGUGGCCUCAACUGCUGGUUUAGGGUCAGUGUCAGGCGUGUUGCGUAAAAGUCGGUCGAAAAGAAUUUUUAUACACGGGAAUGUGGCGCGACGAUCCCAUGCUGCACGUGUUAUUUUGCCCAUUCAGUGCAUGGACUCUAAAACAUCUCAACUGCGAGUCACGUACGAUCAAACACGAUAUACACUAUAAGGGAAUAUAUUUAUAAAUAUACCAGCUCUUUGUCUCGACAUCUCAUGCUCAAUUGAAAAAAAGAAACAAUUACUCCUUCAAUAACUUAUUCCUGUACAAUUGCAUUUAAAAAAACAAACAAAAAAAAAACUAGAUAGUAUGACGAGCAUGUAUUCUAGUACACAAAAGAGGCUAUUUUCUAUUUCAAGGGAUUUUAGUAAGUUAUUUGCUGAAACAUUGAAUAAAAUGAACACAUCAUGUUUUGUAGAUACUAGCGACGAUGUUUAGUUUGUACAUUGUUUCAGAUGACCGCACCCCUGCCUUCGCUGCCGUUACGAAACCGUUGCUUCCGUGGAUCUUUGUCAGUACACAGUUUAAGCAGAUUUGUGCUUUAACUUAUGAUGUGGUCACAUUAGCGAUAUUGAAGAAGUCACUUUCAGAUUUCUUUCAGAAGUCACCGUCAGCACGGUGAAUUCGCUGUGACCAGCUACAACUCGAGCAAAAUCUGCUUGGGGAACUUUUUCGCCCUCAUGCGAAACUCCCCAACACGCAGAAUCCUAUUGAAAUUUCGCCUGCGAAAUUUUGCUGAGCAACACUAAAUGUGAUCGCACCUCUACACAAACAAGUAUAUUACAGUAUUACAUUACGCAAAUACAGUCGAGGGCUCCGGUUAUACGUGAAUCGUGUAAGAUCUGCUCAAUCUGCUGUCUUGACGUGUCAGCCACAUACCGCCAUCUUACAGAGUCGAGAAGGGGACGGACCCAUCUGAGCAAGAUAUGGGUGGUUCUGCGGCCCUCAUUUUAUUCUUAAACAUAGGGACUCUGUCUGUGAUUUAGGCCCUGUGUUCGUCUGCUGAUUCCUGCUUGGAUGCUUAGUUUUCUUUCUUAGGAUGUGGAAAAAGAAAAAACACAAAUCAAAACUUUAAAAAGGAUACUCCGCUUGCAUUUGUUUGAACACAGUACACCAGUAUAUUUUUUCUCGUCAUUUGUGGUUCUCCCCUGCCCCUUUUCCUCUAGAUCAGCUGUCAUUCGUAGGCUUCUGUGUUUUCUCGGCCCCCCUGAGCUUUACCCACCCUUUCCUUGAUUCCCUCUGCUGCUGUAAAUGUAUUUAAAAGGUCACAUAGAUGUACGCAGUUUUUCUCCUGUUGGUAUGAUACGGAUUAUAAAUGCCCUUAACAGUUAUGACAAUAAAAAAAUACAGAAAAUGAACAAAA